AGCUUGAGCAUCCUUUGUUUACUUUGACUCUCAGAGGCUUUGUUUUCUGUGUGGAUGCCCCUAAUGGCUGGGCACUGCUUGCUCAAUCCCCCCCUCCCAUUUCUUUGCUUGACAUUUUAUGAGGUCUCAAUAGAUAGAGAAUCGCAGAUUGCUCAGGUUUUGCAGCUGAUUGGAGGCAAACAACCAAUUAAAUCCAAGGUAAGAAUAGCUUCGCAGCACAGCUGCUUGAUGCUGUUCUGGUGCCCUCUGGCUACAUGCUGUGCACACAGUUAGACAAAGGGAACAUUGAGAAGAGCAAUAAACUAAUUUCAAGUUGGUGCCAGUAUUUAACUGCUUGUGCACUAUAGUGAGAGAGAAGAAAGCUAGCUGACAGGAAGCACAUUGCUGCAGCAAUACCAGCUUUGGUCCUUUAUUCAUCAGCCUUCAGUGACUGUACUAAACUCCUUACACCCUCCUGCUGAAGUUCAUGCAUAAGCAGCACUUUGCUAGAUGAUACCCCUAAGCAAGGACCACUUAUGGAUGCUGAACUCCCAGUUUUCCAUGCCUGUUGCCUGUGAUGGAUGUGAGCUCAAAUGAGGGAUUUGGCGUGGCAGAGAAGAUUGCACUGCUCACCUUUAUUUCUGCUGUUAUUCUUAUGGCUAUCCUGGGAAAUCUUCUGGUGAUGGUGGCUGUAUGCAGAGACAGGCAACUCAGGAAAAUCAAGACCAAUUAUUUCAUAGUCUCACUUGCCUUUGCUGACUUGCUGGUAUCAGUUCUGGUGAUGCCAUUUGGAGCCAUUGAGCUGGUUCAAGAUAACUGGAUUUAUGGAAGAACGUUCUGUUUAGUCCGCACUUCUCUUGAUGUCCUCCUCACAACAGCAUCAAUUUUCCACCUCUGCUGUAUCUCAUUAGACAGGUACUAUGCUAUCUGCUGCCAGCCACUGGUUUAUAGGAAUAAGAUGACACCACUGCGCAUUGCUCUAAUGCUGGGUGGCUGCUGGGUAAUCCCAAUGUUUAUUUCUUUUCUCCCUAUAAUGCAAGGCUGGAAUAGCAUUGGCAUCAUGGACUUGGUAGAGAAAAAGCAGUUCAACAGUAUGUCCAACUCAACUUACUGCAUAUUUAUGGUCAACAAGCCCUAUGCUAUCACCUGCUCUGUGGUUGCCUUCUACAUUCCAUUUCUGCUAAUGGUGCUAGCCUACUACCGGAUAUACAUUACAGCCAGGGAGCAUGCUCAUCAGAUACAGAGUCUUCAGCGUGCAGGGGCCCCAGCAGAUGGGAGGCCACACCACCCUGACCAGCACAGCACUCACCGUAUGAAGACUGAAACUAAAGCAGCCAAGACCCUCUGUAUAAUCAUGGGGUGUUUCUGUUUAUGCUGGGCACCAUUCUUCAUCACAAAUGUAAUAGACCCUUUCAUAGAUUAUGCAGUUCCUGCAAAGAUAUGGACUGCUUUUUUGUGGCUGGGAUACAUCAAUUCAGGAUUGAAUCCCUUCCUUUAUGCAUUCUUGAACAAGUCUUUCAGACGUGCCUUCCUCAUCAUCCUGUGUUGUGGUGAUGAACGAUACCGAAGGCCUUCCAUCUUAGGGCAAACAGUCCCUUGUUCCACUACUACUAUAAAUGGAUCUACACAUGUGCUAAGGUAUACAGUCUUGUACAAUGGGCAACCCCAGGAACAUGAUAAGCUUCCGAUCCAUAAUGACCCAGAAUCCCAAGAGUCCUGCUUCUGACUAAGGUCUCAGAAUGUGAUCUGCCGUGCAGGACAGUUGCAAGAUGAUGGUGCACCAGGAACCUAAUGCCAGAUCAAUGUUGUCUGCAUUGUCAUAGUGCUCUCCUGUACUGAUUUGACAUCAGCACCAACAGCAAGGAUGUGCUUACCAGCCGGAAGGAUUAGGCAGAGUCUGCAGAGAGAAGGAAGGAGAUCCUUUUU
This is a messenger RNA of Lacerta agilis (Sand lizard), 1905 nucleotides long. RefSeq names its product 5-hydroxytryptamine receptor 4 (gene HTR4). Lineage: Eukaryota; Metazoa; Chordata; Lepidosauria; Squamata; Lacertidae. Gene Ontology annotation, biological process: regulation of appetite; chemical synaptic transmission; adenylate cyclase-activating adrenergic receptor signaling pathway. The transcript is spliced from 7 exons. The coding region runs from base 557 to 1705 and encodes 382 amino acids. Gene Ontology annotation, molecular function: G protein-coupled serotonin receptor activity. Gene Ontology annotation, cellular component: plasma membrane. The record is from RefSeq and is a predicted model, not a curated record.